AUGACAGAGCAAAACAUGCCUGACGGCCCAAAGGUUGAUCCUCCCGACCAAAGUGAAUCUGAUUUCCCUGCUCUCCAUGAUGCUUCUUCUCCUCUGCCAGACACAUCUCGUUCAUUGAAGCGUUCUCGGCUCCAUGAAGUCAUGGAGAAGGGUGCGGGUAAUAUUGGGUCGGAGUUGUCACCGAGGGCAGAGGGCCCGGAGAGGACGAGCUUCCAAGAUAUGCUGAAUCGGAACCGACCAUCACAUGUUGAACUGCUUGAAGAUGAGAGCAUGACUGAAGGGGAUGACGAUGUCAUAAUUGACCGCCAAGGGCCGGUACCGAAUAUCCGUUUGAAGUCGACCUUCAUUCAACCUUCAUUCAGGAUCCACAGGGGAGAGGUUGCGCCUGGUCAGAAACGAAAGGGUAACAUCCCCGGUAAUGGGUCGCGUUUUAGUAUCCUGGGAGUGGUUAAUGAUGCGGAGAUUUCACAUGAGCAGGUCUCUAAAUCGAGUGCUGCCAUUGAUUCGGAGAAGAGGCAGAAGGAGUUUUUGCCGGGAUCAACUGGAACUAAUACCAAAGGGAAUUAG
Molecule: messenger RNA, 567 nt
Organism: Striga asiatica
Lineage: Eukaryota; Viridiplantae; Streptophyta; Magnoliopsida; Lamiales; Orobanchaceae
Source: the annotation of a GenBank genome assembly